Cladocopium goreaui is the source of this 1527-nucleotide messenger RNA. Lineage: Eukaryota; Dinophyceae; Suessiales; Symbiodiniaceae. The record is from the annotation of a GenBank genome assembly.
AUGUUGGUGUUGGAUUUUUUACGCUUGGACUUCUUGUUGUUUCUGCAAAGCAUUGGGAGAAUCGGAUUCUCUUUCUCCACCUUCGGCACCUUCGGUUGCCGUUUGGACUCGACCAUGUCACUUCCUGACUAUGCUUUCAUGGAAUCCUUGAUGUUUCCUCAGAGUUUUAGCCAUUCAGAGUUCUCCCUCUUGCUCAUGGAUUCUGCUCACUUUGGCUUCCCAUUAUUGCCUCAACAGUUUGCACAAUCCGGUUCUGUUCCGUCAAGUUCCGGCCUUGUGAGGUUUGAUUUCCUGCUGUCAGCCUUGGAUUCUGUGGCCAUGGGUCCAUCUUCAUCCCUACGAAGCUUCGUGCGCUUAGAAUUCUUGAUGUUGGUCCUGGAUUUUCUUAGCUCAGACUUUCCCUUCUUCCCAAAAAGCUACGCAUGUUUGGGCUUUGAGUUCUCAACCUACGGCAAGCUGUGGAUUGGAUUUUUCUUGCUAUCACCUGACGAUGUGUUCUUAGGAUUUCUGUUGUUGGCACAAAGCUCAGCUUGCUUUGAGUCAACGUCAUUGGUCUCAGAUUCCCUGCACCUUGGACUCUCCUUGCUCCUGCAGCGAUUUGUGCAGCCGGGUUUGGCAUUUUUGACCUUCGGGCAAGGCCGUCUUGAUUUCUUCCUGUUUUUGUCAGAUGCUGCCCACCUUGGUCCUUCUCUUUUGCUGCGAAGUCUCGCGCACUCGGGCUCUCAGAUGUUAGCCCUGGAUCCUUUGCAUUUGGGCUUGCCUAUGUCGUUCCAAAGCCCCGUGCGAACAGAUUCUGUGGUGUUUGCCCUUGAUUCCUUGCAUCUGGACUUUUCGCCGUUUCUGCAUUCCAUGGCACAACUUGACUUCAUCACUUCAGUGAUCGGCAAAGGUUGUUUUGACUUGUGCUUGUUGGUGCAAAGUUCCACGACACUGGGACCUAUGUUCUUUGUGAUGUCUUGUGCACGCAUAGCUUUGCUUUUGCUAAUCCUCGAUUUCGCACAGCUUGAACUCCCAAUGUUGCUUCACAGCUUCGGAUGGUUAGGUCAUGUGAGCCUGGGCCUUGCACCGUUGGUCUUUGGUUUGGCACGUACUGACUCUUUCCUCAGCCUAUCCGCGAUUGACGCAACCAUCCUUGACUUCUCAUUGUCAGCCCACAGCUGUGUACGUCCAGGUUCUGCCUUGCUGCUUCUGGACCUCUUGCAUUCAGAACCAUCCACCCUGUCACAAAGCUCCGGGUGUAUCGAUUCAGCUUUGCUGGUCUGUAGCAAUGCCAGGAUGGAGCCGCUACUGUUUGUGUUGGAGUUUGCUCAAUCGGGUCUGGCCUUGUUGUUGCAAAGCUCCACUUAUCUAGCUGCGUUGGUGUUAGCCCUGGACCUUCUGCAUCCUGGUUCUACGUUGCCAGUGCACAACAUGGUUCGCACAGGAUUUGUUAUGCCAAUGCUGGAUCCUUUGCACCCGGGUAGCUUCCUGUCACUGAGGUCAUUUGCUCGCACGGCAUUCGUGGUUUUUGCGGUUGGUGUGGCCUGA